This is a messenger RNA of Condylostylus longicornis, 1094 nucleotides long. RefSeq lists its product as uncharacterized. The record is from RefSeq and is a predicted model, not a curated record. The transcript is spliced from 2 exons. Lineage: Eukaryota; Metazoa; Arthropoda; Insecta; Diptera; Dolichopodidae. The annotation marks the transcript as partial.
AUGAAAGACAGUGCCAAGGAAACCCCAACCGUCAAAGCUCCAGCUCACAGCCAUAGAACUGCACCACAACAAACCAGAGCAACUACAACAACCACAACCACAACAACCACAACCACAACAACCACAACCACAACAACCACAACAACAACAACCGCAACGACAGCAACCACAGCCAAAACAACAAAAGCAACCACAACCACUACAAUUCCAUCCAGCGACGACACCGGUAAACUCCAAGGCGGCACCAACAAAGCUCUCCUACAGCCAGGUUGCCGCCAGAAAACCAGUGGGACGCAAGGCGGACACCAUCGAGAUUGCGCAACUUCCUCCCCAGGAAGAAGUGCAAGAAGUACAACCGGUGACCCUUGCGUCCAAAGUUCUCACAAAGAAGCUGACGGUGAACCCUCAGCCACCACAGCACCACAAGAUUGCUGUCCUGCGAUUCAGUCGCAUGGCAGCAAGAACCAAGGUGAAUGCAACAGAAUGGAGGACGAUUCUCAAGGAGAAAACAGAUCGUCCCGAUCACAAUCCUCUUCCGUACCACAAUACGGUGGAGAUUGUGGUCCCCCUCGAACAGGAACAACAAACGAGGGCUUUCUUUGCAACGGUGGACAGAACACCGGAGGAUCCCAACCCGUACGCGAGACGGGAUGGGGAAGAAGGAGAAGCUCACCGACGAGUCCCCUGCUGAAGCAGAUCAAGACUCGUAUCCAGAUGCUCAAGUUCGAAAGAACGAUGAUCGGAGCAAGGUACAUCCAAGCGACGAUCGAGGCUGGAAUCCAGCUUCUAUCAAAAGGGAAACCGGAGAUAGAAGCCGAACUCCAGAAGGUCAUCAAAGAGAGGAAGAUGAGCACCGUAAAACGUGCAUCACCCUCAAACCAAGGACGACCAGCCAAUGUCACAGUUGCUACAAUAAACGUUCGUCGCUUCAACGACGCAAAGUCCGCGAAAGUGCGAAAGCUUAUCGAAAAGCAUUCUGUCGACUUGGCUAUCCUCACGGAGACGAGUCAGACGGUCCAUAGACCAUUAGUAGGAAAAGGAAAACCAUUCAUGGUUGUUGGACAAGGAGAUGCAAGUUCUGGAGUAGCUGUGGU